AUGCCCACUCAUGAUUCUGAGAAGGAAGCUGCGAUGGGGAAAGUUUCACGUGACCAUUCGGAUGUUGAAGGGCGUGGUGAAGAAAUGUCAGUUAAUCAUUCUUUAGCACGUAAAGAAGAAGUGAUUACCCUGAAUCAGCCCACAAGUUCACUAAAAGUCGCUUCGUCUACAAUUGAGGGAAAUGGCAAUUCCGGCUUGAAACUUGCUAGGAAACCAGCACCAGCCAAAGUUUCUGGGGCGUGUUGUACAGCCAAAAAAAAAGUUUUUUCUGAUGGUCUUUACGACGCGUGCGAUACACCAAUCACAACUUCUGGUACGCCUGCAACAGUUCCUCUAAUUUUGAAUAUGGAGAAAAAAAUUGAGCAUGCUAUUCAUCUGAUGUUCUCUAAGAUUAAGGGUAUAAAGGAUGAUCAGCUGACGGAACUCCUUAAUCAGUUCGUGAGUAUAUAUCGCGAAUCUUAUGAGAGAUGUGUGCCUUUGAUACCAAAAGAGUGCAAUACAGAAACUCAGCGAAGUGCUGCUUUGCGUUUUAGUUUGGGUCUUGUGAUUUGGUGUAUGCUUCCUAAGUAUGUUUUGAAAACGUCUUUCCUUUUAGAGGAAUUUUAUAAGUCUGAAAGGUUACGGCAGUGGGACCAGUGGUUUGAUGACAGGGGCGUUGACAGGACGUUUGGAAGACGUUUUAAAGAACCUAAUGUUAAAAAUAAGGCGUGCAUGGAGGAAGUAGAAUCUCAGGGGUUGCAGAGUAUAAAAGAAAAGGUCCUAGCUAUCGAGCAAGCAAAAUUUGAAGCUGCUGAGCUGGAAAAGAUACAAAAUGAUAAACGUCAACGAGGAAGCAAUUUUUCAGACGAAUGUGAGGAACCAAAGAAGGUUGAAGAGAAACUGAAACGCGUAUCACGAAGCGAAAGGGCAAAGGAAAGGAAAAAGCAAAAGGAAUUAGAAGAAUUAAAGCAAAACUCUUACGACGAUGUCGAUGGAAGGGCUCAGGAUAAUGUAGAAAUUUUGUCAAAAUAUAAGGCGAAGUGUCACUCAUGUAACUUUCGAUUCACCGAAACUAGAUACUGUACGAGAACAUUCGCUACACACGGUCCCUUGCGUGUGCAUUGCGAGCAAACACACACGGGUUUACCGGUCGACCCGCCUGGAAGAAAGCCGCCGAAAAGUCUGGAAAAUUCAGAAAACACGAAAUCCUCAACUAGAAAUGCAGAAACGUCCGAUUUUGCAAAAUCUAGUUGUAAGGCGACAGAUCAGGCCCCUGUUGUGUCAAAAAGAAGUGCGAAAACGGCUCUUUUUGUUGGCGUCCAGGAUUUGGAAUUGAGGGAAGAUCAUUCUGCAUCAACUGGUUCUGCUGUUCUUUCCAAAACUACUGCGCAGGGAAAGCCGCAGCGCCAACGCCGGGAAGAGAACAGGAGUAGCCGUUCAGAGCCUUCCCCUAACUCUAAGGUACGAAAUCAAAAUAGUAAAUCAGGGCCUGCUCGGAAUCGUAAUUAUGGGCUUAUUCGACAAAGUGAUUCUAGGUCGAGUAAUCGUAAAAAGUUGAAAUUAUCUAAUGCAAAUUUAGAUCAGGAAGUAUGCGAGGUUGUGAUUAAUGGUGAAUCAGCUGCCCGUGUUUCAAACCAAGCUUUAACAGCCAUACAAUCUGAAAAGGAUUUGAAAGCGAGUAAUUUCACGUUUGCGAACAAUGCAUCUUGCUCCGAUGACGUGGAGAGCGUGCAGUGUCCGAAUUUUUUGAGUAUUGAUAUUGGGAGUGCCAGUGAAAAAAGGUUUUUGUUGAGAAAAGUUCGACCUAGUUUUGGAACAGACGUUGUUAAAGACCGUUUGUUCUUUAGAGCUUCAGGAUGUCGGACUAAAUCAGUUUCUGAAAAGUGCUCUGGCAGUUUUAACGCCUGUGGUCGAAAAGUCUGUGGAGAGUCAAAAGAAUUAAAGCUGUUACCUGCUGAAGAAGGUGAAUUUAUUUCUUCGCAGUUAAUAAUAGCGAAGCCAGUCGUUCAGGGGUUAGAAAAGAACGUUUUGGUAGGAGAUAACACUUCAGAAGGGAAAACGGGGGUAGUUCGGGAGGAUAUUUUGACGUCUUCAGUACUGUGUGGUACUGACUGCGACGAAGACAGUGUGCAUCAAGAACUGGAACGUUGCUCGUCGUUGCCUCCAUACGGAAUUCUUCCAAUUCUUGACUGUAAGGGGAGAGCACGUAGUGUUUGUGGUGUUAGUAAUUAUGACCGGAGACAGUACGAACUGUUAUUGGAAGCUCCAUCUGCUACUGAGUGGGAAGUUCUACUAAGCGUUCCGCAAAGACCGUUGCCUAUAUCGGAUAAUCUAGUCUCGGUUGAGGUUAACGAACAGGCUGAUAAUAGUGGGGGCACACUUGCUGGAUAUAUUGCUAAAAGUGUUAACUUUUGUCAGAAUGGCUCUCCCGGAUCGGAAAUAUGUGUUCAAGAACUUGAAGGACCGACAUCUUCGGAUUGUGAUUUUCGUUCUGAACGGCGGCACAAAGAAUGCCUUUCGGUUCACAGCUCCCUUUUGAAAGAGCCUCAAUUAGAAGACUCCAGUAUGUCUUGUAAAGAAGCGUCGAGUAUGUUCAAUUCAAGAAGAUGUGGUUCUUCUUUACGAACAUCUCGAAAAAAAUGCAUGAAAUACUGUUGCGAGAGUGAUACGCAGUUAGGAGGUGUCAAUGGUGGUCUCUGUAGAGGGAAUUCGCAGAAUUAUGCUAGUAAAAAAACUGCUAGAAAAGUUCUAGAUGAAAAAUUCUUGGCGGGGUCGUCAAACGGACCCACUUAUUUUCCAAGACUUUUUUUGGUGAAGACAUUGGAUGGCAGGGAAGAAAUUUUUAUUUCGGACAACAGUAAUUCUACUGGACGAAAGGAGAAGAAAAAUCUGCCGGAUCUGAGUAAAGUGUUCUACUACUUCCGUCCGAAGGGCUGUUCGCCCAGUUCCGUUUUGUGUACCGAAGGUGAAGCAGUAUUCAUGGGUGAUGCAGAUGCUAGCAUUUCAUUUUCAGAACGAAGAAGCAAGUUUUUAGAAGGAAGCCCACACAAAGAAAAAUUUAAUUUCUUGGGAAACUCUGAGAAGGUUUGUGUUUGA
This is a messenger RNA of Enterobius vermicularis (human pinworm), 3075 nucleotides long. The record is from the annotation of a GenBank genome assembly. Lineage: Eukaryota; Metazoa; Nematoda; Chromadorea; Rhabditida; Oxyuridae.